Capsella rubella is the source of this 1839-nucleotide messenger RNA. RefSeq names its product AT-hook motif nuclear-localized protein 6. The record is from RefSeq and is a predicted model, not a curated record. NCBI's taxonomy places the organism in Eukaryota, Viridiplantae, Streptophyta, Magnoliopsida, Brassicales, Brassicaceae. Bases 359 to 1582 code for a protein of 407 amino acids. Gene Ontology annotation, molecular function: minor groove of adenine-thymine-rich DNA binding. The transcript is spliced from 6 exons.
AAAAACCCUAAAUUCAUUCGUCAAAGCUAGAGACAGAAAUUAUCUUCUUUUUUCUUGUGCAAUUUAUUUGCAUGUAAAAUUUUUGGGGAUUUUUUUUGAGGUUUAUAAUCUCCAUUGAAAAAAGCAUUUCUCUGCUACAGUGUUGAGUUUCAGCUGCAGAAUUGUUGGGGUAACAAAAAAAAAAAAAAAAGCAAAUCUAAAAACUGUAAUCAAAUUUCUCUGCUUUGAUCUUUGAUCCUUUUGAGCUAUAUUUAUCUUCCUUUGUCUCUCUAAUCCAACUUGAAUCAGUAAGAGAGUUUGGUGAAAAUUGAGGAGCAGAGAGUAUAUUUGGGAAUUUUGUGGGUAAUUAAGAAAAAAAAUGGAGGAGAAAGGUGGAAUAAGUCCAAGUGGGGUCGUCACAGUUAAGGGAGAUGAAGCUUUGGUUUCAAGAACAGAGUUUCAACAAAGCCCUAACUUUCUCCAAUUCGUGAGCCCCACGACGGUGGUAUCUCCUCCUCCGCCUCCACCUCCGGCUCCUGCUCCGACUACGACUCCGGCUUCAGUACCAGCCACAGUGACUCCUGGCUCAGCAGCGGCAUCGACGGGAUCAGAUCCGACGAAGAAGAAGAGAGGAAGACCGAGGAAGUACGCACCAGAUGGAAGUCUGAACCCUAGGGCGUCAAGACCAACUCUGUCUCCAACUCCGAUCUCAUCUUCGAUUCCAUUGUCUGGGGAUUACCAUCACUCCAACUGGAAACGAGGCAAAGCUCAGCAGCAGCAUCAGCCUGUCGAGUUCUUCAAGAAAUCUCACAAGUUUGAGUAUGGAAGCCCAGCUCCUACUCCUCCUGGGCUCUCAAUCUAUGUGGGUGCAAAUUUCAUGACCCAUCAGUUCACUGUCAAUGCCGGUGAGGAUAUAACAAUGAAGAUUAUGCCGUAUUCUCAACAAGGAUCUCGAGCUAUCUGCAUUCUCUCUGCAACUGGUUCCAUCUCUAAUGUCACUCUUCGUCAGCCUACUACUUCAGGUGGCACUCUUACAUAUGAGGGUCGAUAUGAGAUACUUUCGCUGUCGGGGUCCUUUAUGCCUAUUGAAAACGGAGGAACAAAAGGUCGGUCCGGUGGGAUGAGCAUUUCUAUAGCCGGACCAAAUGGCAAAAUCGUGGGCGGUGGCCUUGCUGGUAUGCUUAUAGCAGCUGGUCCUGUUCAGGUGGUAAUGGGAAGUUUCAUUGUGAUGCAUCAAGAACAACAAAAUCAGAAGAAGAAACCUCGAAUCAUGGAGUCUUUUGCUCCACCGCAACCACCAUUACAACCGCAACAACAACCUCCUACUUUCACCAUAACAACCGUGAAUUCAACUCCUCCAACGGUGGCCACCGUAGAGGAGCCAAAGCAACAACCCUACGGUGGUGGUGGUGGUAUAGUGAGACCGAUGGCUCAAGUGCCUUCUGCUUUCCACAACGACAACUCUACUAUGAACAAUUUCACAACAGCCUAUCAUGGAUAUGGUAAUAUGAACACAGGUCCUAACAAAGAAGAAGAUGAGGAUGACGAUGGUGGCGAUGAUGAUGAUUCAGGAGAUACUAGAAGCCAAUCUCAUAGUGGUUGAGCAACUCUCGGAUCAAUCAAUGUCAGAAAGUUUUCUUGUGUAGAAAGGAAAAAGGAGCUUAGACAAGGAUUCAGCUUUUCUUUGCUUCUUAGAGGUUUGUUUUAGUUGUGUGAGCUUCUGUGUGUUUUCUAAUCUUUAGGGGUUCUGUUCUUUGUGAUCGGUUUAGAUUUAAUUAUGUUGUACUCGUCGAUUAAACGAUGUUCUUAUUGUUGAGGUCAUUGGGAUUAAUAUUAUAUUUACCUGAGACUUUCGUGAUA